This is a messenger RNA of Temnothorax curvispinosus, 527 nucleotides long. RefSeq lists its product as uncharacterized. Lineage: Eukaryota; Metazoa; Arthropoda; Insecta; Hymenoptera; Formicidae. The record is from RefSeq and is a predicted model, not a curated record. The transcript is spliced from 4 exons. The annotation marks the transcript as partial.
UUCGGAAAACCCAUUCGGCGCGCAGUUACUGAGUUGGAAGAGAUAUACAUCAUGGUCAGUUGUGUCGAUUAAUAAUUUCGUUACGAUUUCCGAUUUCUAUACAUCUCCCGGCAAAGGCAAGGUAGAAAUAUAUCCUGGAACGAACUUUUAUUUUUCUGAGGGCAUCAAAGCGAAUAUUAUGGAUAAAUCCAAAGUUUUGGAGCUUGUCAAUCACUGGCCUCUCCUUGUGCAGCAUGCACUGAUCGAGGUAUAUGGGAAGAAUUUAGCUUUAUUUUGUGCAAAAGGCAGCAAAAAAGAUGGACGCCCGGGUAUUGAUGCCCACUUUUAUAAAGCUCUUUACUACUGGGCAUGUGACUGGAACGGUGGUAAGAUUACUGAAGAAAAAUGUAUUGAUAAUGUCAAUAAAGCUGCGUAUAAUGAAAGAAAGGUUCGCAAUCAAGCUGAGAAAAUUCUGAAAAUUCCAAAAAAGGAUGCCGAGACUCACCCUAAGCCAGGAGCGACAGAUAAUCAAACGAAGGCUAUAUUGC